Bombyx mandarina (wild silkworm) is the source of this 792-nucleotide messenger RNA. RefSeq lists its product as uncharacterized. NCBI's taxonomy places the organism in Eukaryota, Metazoa, Arthropoda, Insecta, Lepidoptera, Bombycidae. The record is from RefSeq and is a predicted model, not a curated record. Gene Ontology annotation, molecular function: transmembrane monodehydroascorbate reductase activity.
AUGGAUAGACCAAGCACAAGCCAACAGUCAGUGGAGAAGGUGGAAAUGUUCGAGGUUAGGGAGCAUGUUCCGUAUCAAGCGGAGAUAACCAGGGCCCCGGCAGCAUACGACGAGGAGAGCGGAGAUUUGUAUAACUCCUCCUGGGAUUCAGCUUGGAGAUCUAUUUGUCAGCUCUUCAAUCUGCUCCAACACAUGCAAGUGGCCAUUGUUGUGUUCUCCCUGUGGCAUUUCGCGCUAACUUCAGCACCAAGCGGGGCGAUCAGUAAUUUACAACUUCAUAUUAUAUUCGCGGGAACUGGUUACCAACUGUUCCUGGUAGAAGCUAUAAUGACGUUGCACCGACACAACUCAUGGUCCUCGCAGCUAUCAAAAGACAGUAAACGAAUCAUACACGGCUGUCUGCAGCUAAUAGGAGCUCUGUUUGUCCUAGCCGGAACUUUUCUGGCCCUGGCAGAAGUGAACAUGCAAAUCAAUACUGCCCACGGAAUCUGCGGUGUUAUAGCAUUAGCAUUUACUCUAGUCAGUUUCAUCAGCGGCAUAAUAGCGUUAUUUUCUUCUAAAGUAAGGUUAAUGGUUAAAAGCGGACCUGUGAAAAUUCUACAUCUUGCGGUAGGUAUGUUUGCAGUUUCAAUGGGCCUUAUAACCAUCACAAUAGGGUUGAACAUGGACUUCUUCACCGCUUCGCAAGGAGGACUGUCAACAGCGCUGAUAGCUUUUGUAGUGUUAACGUUGUUUUAUGUUAUAAUACAGCCUAUAGUAGACUUAGUGUCUACAACUCGAAAUGUUAUGUGA